AUGACGACACAAGCUCCGGCCAUCCCCCCUCGGCCUUCACGAUCGCCUCAACACCAGGGUCUUGCGCCAACCUCGUCAACAGAAGUGCCCAAGAUGCCUCCGCGUCCCAAUCGUCGUGUUGAUCGGUCCGUCUCUCCACUUCCUCAGAAUUACGCCCCUUCUCCAUUGAAUGAAUUGCCCAACAGCUCGGGUUUGAGCCGUACGACCUCCAAUGACCUGCCCCCGCGCCCCCCAAGUGUCACAAUACCUUCUCUAGGUCAAGAGGGCAUCGAAUAUGAAGAUUUGGAUGUUCAAAAUGUCGAUAGUCACAACCCAGCUCCAGAGACCCGGAACGUGGGCAGCGACCUCAAAAUCCAUGCACCCAGACCGUCCCUGCCUACAUCCAGUGCCAAGGCUCAGGUGCAGGCCGUAACCCGUACGGAUUCUCGACAGGCCGCCGCUGCCGGUCUUGGUGUGGGAUCGCCUGCUUUUGAUGAGGGUUCUGACCGCGCCAGUCGUUCACCGCAUAAGUCGAGCGGCUCACGGGCAGAGUCCUCAGCUGCGUCUUCAACUCGUCAACUUUCUGUGCUCGACGAUGCGCGUGGUCCCCCAGAAAUCGGUCAGCGUGUUCCAAUGUACCGCAAUGCCGGUGAUGUGCAGGCCCCUUCCCCAAGCCCAUAUCAGCUGGAGCAUGGCUCCCAGCGCCAUGGACGCAGCCAUAACCGCACUCGCAGUGGCCGUGAAGCUUCUCUGCCGCCUGGAAGUUACGGACUUCACGGACAUGGUGUACAGCCCGAUAAGUUUGACAAGGCUUGGUAUGAGAAGCACCCCGAUGAGUUUGUCAAGGAAGAACAGGGUAAAUAUGGACCUGGAGUUGGUACUCCUCGACCCGAUUGGGCUUUAAGCAGCGAUGAUUUGAACAAAAUCGUCCGGGGUUCUGCUGUGACCGGUUCCGGGCUUGGAACUUCUCCUGCUGUCGCAGGUACACCGGAAGAGGAAGUCGGUUACAUUGCCUCGGAUGAGUACUCGCGCCAUAACUCGCACCCACCUGCCGAGUCAUCUCUGCGAAAGUCGAGUGUCCCUUCAGAGGAACCCACGACGCAAGAGGAAGGGCCAGAGAAGGCUGGCGUUAUACAUGUUGAUGAUCCUUACCAUCCUCUGCACCACCCAGAUGGCUUUGCUCCGGCCCCAGAUCCUGAGGAACAGGCUGAUGGAGCGGAGGAAGGUGGCGUUGAUGACGAAGAGCCCAUAUUAGCUGCGGAUGAAGUGCGCCCGGAAUCCGCAUUCCAACAUGCUGCAGUCUCGCCCACAUUCGAGAGAAGAGAAAGCUAUGAUCAUGAUAGUCGGAGUCGAACACCAAAUGGCAACCAUAGUCGCUCGAACAGUCGAUCCACCAGCCAUCACGGGAAGCCAAUUUUGGCAAGAUUCAGUUCGUAUAAUGAUGACCGAGAGGAUAACCACACUCCUCUCGAGAAUGUCGAGGAGUAUGAGCCAUUGUUCCCCGAAGACGACAAGAAGGGAAAGCCGGUUUCCACCGCUGAACGCUUCAAAAAGCGUCCGGAUAUGCUCAAGCACCGUUUCCCUAGUCAAGAUAUAUGGGAGGAUUCUCCGAACAGUUUGCAACUGCAUGCCACCGUGUCUACACCGGAUGAACCCAAACAAGAGACUUUUGAGACUCCGGAGCAGGAGUCUUUCCGCAAAAGUCAAGUCGCUCCAAUCGAUGCCCAUCAGGUUGCCUCUCAUAUCCUUGAGUCCGAGGAACAGGAUAAGACGUCUAAACGCCCGGAAAUUUCCAAACAACGUUUCCCCAGUCGGGAUAUCUGGGAAGAUGCUCCUGAUAGCCAACAACUGGUGACGACAAUAGAGCCGUCAGAAGAAAAUGAAGUUAAGAGUCCGGAUGUGCCGUCGAAACCAGCCAUUCCAUCUCGACCUCAAAGACUUUCUCAAAUCGUUCCUUCUGUGAAUGCCUCCACUAAGCCAUCUAUCUCUCCCACCGAAAAAAAGCAGCCACCCGUCAUUCCUGACCGACCUAAGCCACAGAUUCCAGCUCGACCGGCCAAGCCUAUCUCUCGUGGCAGUGCAGAGGAAGCUAAAGACGCCCCGGCGAAAGCAAAGCCAGCAGUACCUGCCCGUCCUGGUGGUAGCAAGAUCGCUGCCCUGAAGGCAGGAUUUUUGACAGACUUGAACUCGCGUUUGCAGCUCGGUCCUCAUGCGCCGCCGAAGCCGGAAAAGAAAGAAGAAAAGCCCCCAGCAGAGAAAGCGCCGCUCAGUGAUGCCCGCAAGGGACGAGCUCGUGGCCCAGCACGGAGAAAGCCUGCCGCUGAACCUGCGGCUCAGCCCGCGGCUCAACCCGUGGCUGCGAAACUGCCGACCAUCCCUGAGAUCAAAAUCGCCGGGACCUGGAAUGUGUGGGAGAUUCGUGAAGACGGUCAUUUGAUCGUGGGCAAUGAAGACAGGCAGGCCGAUAUGAAGGAACCGACACCGUCUGAUGCUUCGCCAGUUGCAGAAACCUCGAUGGCACCCGAAAUCUCCAAGAACAUUGCUGGCGAACCAACUGAUCCAAAGCCAACAACGCCUGCACCCGAUGACGUCGUGUCGCCCACAUCCAAACCCGUGGUUGUGGAGGAAACAAAGCCUCCCAACAUCAAGUCUCCGCAGUCUACAUCGGAGUCGGAACUAGACGAGGCCAUUGAGAACUUGUCUGCCUCUGCUGACGGGAAAAGACUGUCAGAUGGUGACGUGCAUAACGACUAA
Molecule: messenger RNA, 2733 nt
Organism: Aspergillus wentii DTO 134E9
Lineage: Eukaryota; Fungi; Ascomycota; Eurotiomycetes; Eurotiales; Aspergillaceae
Product: Aim21 family protein
Exons: 3
Coding region: 1-2733 (910 amino acids)
Source: RefSeq, a predicted model, not a curated record